UGUAAACACGGAAGUGGAUUGUGAAUGCGCUGCGGCUAACACAUUCUAGCUAGCUGCAGUUUAAUUUACAGCUUAUGAAUGAGCUUUAUGAAGAAUAUUAUCGGUACUCUGAGAAAACCUGACUCAAGCGUUAAACAACAACACAGUAAACGUAAACACAAUACUUACUUACUAAAUGGUGACGAGGUAGGAGCACGUGCGGGCUGUUAGCGAGGCUGGUGACGGUGAAGUGAACAUGUCAACAAGUUAUCCCACACCUGUUUACUGCCAUGCUGGACGAGGACACUUCCGGGAUGUUUACGAGCCGGCGGAGGACUCUUUCCUCUUGAUUGACGCCCUGGAGAAAGACGCAGAGAGGCUGCAGCUGAUGAGCCCGUGUGUGUGUCUGGAGGUGGGCAGUGGCUCAGGAGUGGCGUCUGCUUUUCUGGCAUCAGUGGUUGGACCUUCAGCUCUAUAUCUUUGCACUGAUGUGAACCCUGCAGCAGCACAGUGCACAGCAAAGACAGCUUCCUGUAACAACGUCUCACUGCAGCCCGUCAACACAUCCCUGGUGGACAGUCUCCUGCCACGUCUAAGUGGGAACGUGGAUGUCCUCCUCUUCAACCCUCCCUAUGUGGUCACACCGUCAGAAGAGGUUGGCAGCACAGGUAUCGAAGCUGCCUGGGCCGGCGGGAAACGGGGACGGGAGGUGACGGACAGAUUUCUGCCCCUGGUGGCACAGUUGCUCUCCAGUAAAGGGUUGUUCUACCUGAUUACCAUCGCUGAGAACGAUCCAGAGGAGAUCCUCCGUUUACUGGACAAGCGUGGUUUGAGGGGAGAGUCGUGCUUGUCAACGAGAGCUGGAAAUGAGAGGCUGUCCGUGCUGCGCUUCCACAAGAGCUAACGAACAAAGACAUCUCUCUGCACAACAAGCACAGCAUGAGGAAAUUAUGGGUGGAAGGACUGAGGGGCCUCCAAGAUAAUGGAACAUUUGUCAAAUAAAGUAAUAAAACACGUCACACAAAAUGAUCCUUUGCAUUAAU
Messenger RNA from Cottoperca gobio, 1022 nucleotides. It is a transcript of the gene hemk2, whose product is annotated as HemK methyltransferase 2, ETF1 glutamine and histone H4 lysine. The record is from RefSeq and is a predicted model, not a curated record. Gene Ontology annotation, molecular function: S-adenosylmethionine-dependent methyltransferase activity; nucleic acid binding; protein methyltransferase activity. Lineage: Eukaryota; Metazoa; Chordata; Actinopteri; Perciformes; Bovichtidae. Gene Ontology annotation, biological process: methylation. Gene Ontology annotation, cellular component: eRF1 methyltransferase complex. The coding region runs from base 236 to 883 and encodes 215 amino acids. The transcript has 6 exons.